This is a messenger RNA of Asparagus officinalis (garden asparagus), 1913 nucleotides long. Its product is annotated as GTPase HflX. Gene Ontology annotation, molecular function: GTP binding; ribosome binding. Bases 71 to 1699 code for a protein of 542 amino acids. Lineage: Eukaryota; Viridiplantae; Streptophyta; Magnoliopsida; Asparagales; Asparagaceae. The record is from RefSeq and is a predicted model, not a curated record. Gene Ontology annotation, cellular component: cytoplasm. The transcript has 14 exons.
CUCCAGGGACGAGGAUAAACAACCCCCAACCUUCAAAGAAUCAGACCCCAAGAAAAAAAAAAUUUCUGCUAUGAUAACUACUUGCUUCUACUCUCUAACAUCAAUCCCCUCUCCUUCUCAUCUUUCACUCAAGCCAAAACCCAUCUCCAACCAAAAUCAAAGCCACUUCCUCUCUCAAAUCAAGCUCCCAUGGUCGCCCAAACCCCAAAGAAUCGGAGUCCUCAAAGAGUCAGAGGAGGUCGAGGCGAGCAAACUCAACGAUGCCGAUGAAACGAAUGACGGAGAAAUCAGAAUUAAUGGGUGCGAAUCGGAGAGGACGGAGGAGGAUACUGGUUCAUUUCCUAGGGUUUCUACGAGGAACAAGAAGAGGGAUGAGGAAAUCGAUGAAGGGUCCGAGAGCAGGUUCAAGCUUCGAAACGGGAGAGAGGUAUUUGAAGAAAAAGGAUACCUUGUCGGAGUUGAAUGUAAAGGUAGUGACAAUGACUCCUUUAGUAUUGAAGAUUCACUUAAGGAACUUGCACAAUUAGCUGACACUGCUGGACUUCAAGUUGUUGGUUCUACAUAUCAGAAGCUUGCAACUCCAAACCCUAGGACAUAUAUUGGAUCUGGAAAAGUUGCUGAAAUUAAGAGUGCAGUACAUGCCCUUGAUGUUGAAACUGUAAUAUUUGAUGAUGAAUUGUCAGCAGGGCAACUGCGCAACUUGGAAAAAGCUUUUGGUGGUGAUGUCCGGGUUUGUGAUCGUACAGCUCUCAUUCUGGAUAUCUUCAAUCAAAGGGCUGCAACACAUGAAGCGGCUUUACAGGUUGCUUUAGCGCAAAUGGAAUACCAGCUUCCACGAUUGACAAAAAUGUGGACUCAUCUUGAACGUCAGGCUGGAGGCAGGGUUAAGGGUAUGGGGGAGAAACAAAUUGAAGUAGACAAGCGUAUUCUACGCACUCAAAUUGGUGUUUUAAGAAAGGAGCUAGAAUCUGUUCGAAAGCAUCGAAAGCAGUACCGGAACCGCAGAUUAUCUGUGCCUGUUCCUGUUGUAUCUCUUGUUGGAUACACAAAUGCUGGUAAGAGUACACUGUUGAAUCGCUUAACUGGAGCUGAUGUUCUCGCAGAGAAUCAAUUAUUUGCUACACUUGAUCCAACUACCAGAAGGGUUCCAAUGAAAAAUGGGAAAGAAUUUCUUCUAACUGAUACUGUCGGGUUCAUUCAAAAACUGCCAACUCUACUGGUUGCUGCAUUCAGAGCAACACUUGAGGAGAUAUCUGAAUCAUCACUUUUGGUACAUGUUGUAGAUGUAAGCCAUCCACUAGCUCAGCAACAAAGAGAUGCUGUUGACAAAGUUCUUCAAGAGUUGGAUGUGGCAUCAAUUCCUAAGCUGGAAGUUUGGAACAAGGUUGAUAAAACUGAUGACCCAUGUAGAGUGAAAAUGGAAGCUGAGAGAAAAGGGGCAAUCUGCAUAUCAGCUAUAAAUGGUGAUGGCUUAGAACAUUUCUGUGAUGCCAUUCAAGCAAAGCUGCGGGACUCAAUGGUGGCUGUGGAAGCUAUUGUUCCGUAUGACAAGGGGGAGCUCCUCAAUACCAUCCAUGAAGUUGGAAUAGUAGAAGGAACUGAAUAUAUGGAGAACGGCACUUUAAUCAGAGCUCAUGUUCCCCUUCCCCUUGCCCGUUUACUAACACCGAUGAGACGACAGGUGGCGGCGGCUCUGUAAUUGUAUGUAUAAAAUGUUGAAAAACUUCUUUUCCGUUGUUUGGGUUCGUAUCCGUUGUAUUAUAUCGACCUAACAGUCACAAAUAUUGUACAAACUCAGGCCAAUAUUUUAGAGGAUUUUGAAUGUUACUGGUUUUUAGGACUCAAUGUAUACAUAAAAUAUACGUACACGUAAUAAUCGAAUAAAUUAUGUGAAACACUUUGAAUAGUUCAAA